This is a messenger RNA of Mya arenaria, 723 nucleotides long. RefSeq lists its product as uncharacterized. The record is from RefSeq and is a predicted model, not a curated record. The coding region runs from base 22 to 723 and encodes 233 amino acids. Gene Ontology annotation, cellular component: lysosome. The transcript has 8 exons. Gene Ontology annotation, molecular function: cysteine-type endopeptidase activity. Lineage: Eukaryota; Metazoa; Mollusca; Bivalvia; Myida; Myidae.
UACGUUAUUGUUUUGGGUUCAAUGAGCACCAAUAUAAACACACUCGUGACAAAGAAAAUGAACUUUGGAACGAAAAGAGCAAUGGCUUCUUACGCAGUUUGGGCUUUAAUUUCCUUUGCAGUGUUAUCUUUGGGGAGCUGCAGAUAUGCAGAAGAUGAGGACUCUGCUAGAAACUUAUUCAAGUUGUGGCAGAAAGAAUAUGAGGUACAGUAUGACAGCUAUCUCCAGGCGGAGGAAAAGUUCCAUGUUUUCUGGGACAACAUCAAGUACAUCAACAACCUUAAUAAGGAGUACAGUGGUGAGACAGAGUUCGCCCUGAACCAUUUUGCUGCCAUGACAACCAAAGAAUUCAAGCUGAAAAUACUGAUGCCAAAAAGACAGCCGCCAGUUUUUGAUGAAUCAAGAUAUAUCCGUGAUAGACUGGGUCGAGACAUUCCAGACUCAUUUGACUGGGUAGAGAAAGGAAGAGUGACACCAGUCAAGGACCAAGGGGAUGUUGGCACUUGCUGGGCCUUCAGCGCUGUUGAGAAUAUGGAGGGUCAGUGGAUAGCCGCGGGUCAAAAGAUGACCAACUUAUCUGUGGAGCAAGUCGUGGAAUGUGACAGUAACGUGGAUCACUCAGGGAACUCCACACAUGCGGACUGUGGUGUGUUUGGUGGAUGGCCGUACCUUGCAUACCAGUAUGUUAUGAAGGCUGUACAACUAAAACCUAAAGCCCCGUAG